CAGGGGAAGACGCUGCUGCAGCCCAAGGCCUGGCAUCCAGGAGGCGGGGCGCGAAGGCAUGUUCAGCAAUGUUCGGAUCGUGUUGCCUGACGAAGACGACGACGAAGACGAACUAGGCAAACGGAGGCGGAGGAUUGCAGAAGAGCAAGCAGUUAAACUUAUUCAGAGAUUCUGGUGGACUCACAUAAGGAAAAGACUGUUUAAACUUCUGAAACACACCAUUCGUGCGGCAGAGCACUGCAUUAGCCAUGAGAUUUUGAAAAGAGUGAGUCCUUUAGAGGCCGAACUUCUUAAAGAACCUACUAUUCAGUAUAAAGUCCGAUUCAGAUUUGCUGGGUCUGUUUUCCCCCCUUUUAUUGUGUUCAAGAUAUUUUGCACUCCAGGAAAUCAAGGCAGUCAGUACAUGAGUGGGAAAACAGUAAUAACAUCAACAACCAAGGCAGCUGUUGAUGCUUGCAAGUUAAUGGGAUAUCGGAAGUAUUACAAUCAGAUGGUGUGGGAUGAGCUGCAGUACAAGAAAUAUGGAAUAAUAGAUGAGAUUGAUAUUGCUACAAUAAGAGACCAUGUUCAAUAUAUCAGCCGCCUGGAUGAGACCCCUGCAAACUUUGGGGGUAGGCAUAACUAUUGGAGAAAACUAUCAUUAGAACAUUUUCCUAGGACAAUGAUCAUGUAUGACAUCAUGGACUAUGCACAGUCUGGGAAGCUGUCUGAAAGACUAAGGCGAGAGCUGCCUUUUCUGCUGUUGAGGCCACAGAAUGAAGAAGUGUCUCGUACUCAGUUCCUGGCCGUUUGUCAAAUCAGAUCCCCCACGCCGUGUCCCACAACUGCUUGUCUUUCAAAAAGAGACCGCACAUCACUCCGCAGAAUUUCUGAACGUCGCUCAUUUCAGGCUCGGCAGAAGGUUUCAAAAAUGAGGAAGGUCUACAAGACCAAGAAAGGGGAGGAGGAGUUAAAUCACCCAACUUCAAGUUAUCAUUUAAGAAGUUUUCAUUCACCGACUGAUAACGAAAGCCUAUUUUCAGAUGAAGACUGGGAGCAAGAGGCAGUGAGACUCUAUGACUGGGCCAGAUCACUACGGAGUGAAGAUAUUGAAGAAGGCUAACUCACGAGAAAUCUGUAUGCUUUUUAAAAAGCAGAUAAAGUUGUUCUCCAUAGCUAGGAUUUGGCUGUAGUGCUGUGCAAACAGAGCCUUGGCAGACCAUGAACAUAAUAUGAACAUUUUCUCUCUGAAUUUAAGAAAUUCAUAAUAAACCACCAGAAACUGCAAA
Messenger RNA from Anolis carolinensis (green anole), 1268 nucleotides. RefSeq names its product chromosome 3 CXorf58 homolog (gene c3hxorf58). The coding region runs from base 59 to 1102 and encodes 347 amino acids. The transcript is spliced from 8 exons. Lineage: Eukaryota; Metazoa; Chordata; Lepidosauria; Squamata; Anolidae. The record is from RefSeq and is a predicted model, not a curated record.